AUGGAACAACCGUUUGAAAAUGUCAAAGACAUCAAUGAAAGCAAGGAGCUCUGGAGAAUAUCAGUUUGUGUUCAUCACAAAUGGAGUGUGGUAUCAAGGAGUAAGGAACAUUUUAAAAUGAUUCUAGUUGACAAGAAAGAUUUACGUGAUGUUGUUGAUAAUUCUCUUAUAUGUGGUUUUAUUGUUUAUGAGGGUUUACGUGAUGUUGUUGAUAUAUUUGUUAUCUGUGUUUUAUCUGAUGUUAUCUAUGUUUUAUUUGUUCUGGGUUCUGAUAUCCAUUGCAAGGUCCCAACUUCUUUAAAACAAGCUUUUAAUUAUGUGUUAACUGUUGACAACACUUACACAAUAGCCAAUUUUCAUGUCUCUUUGAAUGAACUGUUGUUCAAACCCUCUAAACAUAAAUAUGUCUUGACUUUUAUGGGUGGCACAUCAGUUGGUGACCAAAAUAAACAUCAAAUACCACCAAAAUCGCUCAACUUCACACCAUUUACUGAUAUUCUUACUGGAAAAUGGAAAAAAGAUGUCUUCAUAGAUCUGAUAGGAAUGGUCACAGAUAUUGGAUACACACAAAUUCACGCCGGUUCCAAAAAACAACAUAUCAACUUGGUUUUGAAAGAUUUAUGGUUUGUUCAGUUCAAUAGUUUUGAGGGAUAUGCCUUGCAGUUUCAUGAAUACCAGCAACAGAAAAAGGAUUCACCUACACCAACGGUGAUUGCUUUGCAAUAUGCCAAGGUCAAAGAAGAAGGUUCUCAACUGACCCCAUAUGAAAAAUUUAUGUACAAGACUGUUCUUCUGCCUCUAAGUGAAAUUGUCAAGCUGAAAAACACCAAUCCUUGUGUCACGGUUGAUAAGAUUCAGAAACUCAUACCUGCACAUGGAGGCUAG
Molecule: messenger RNA, 885 nt
Organism: Vicia villosa (hairy vetch)
Lineage: Eukaryota; Viridiplantae; Streptophyta; Magnoliopsida; Fabales; Fabaceae
Exons: 8
Coding region: 1-885 (294 amino acids)
Source: RefSeq, a predicted model, not a curated record